Messenger RNA from Maudiozyma barnettii, 1467 nucleotides. It is a transcript of the gene DBP5, whose product is annotated as ATP-dependent RNA helicase DBP5. Gene Ontology annotation, biological process: cytoplasmic translational initiation. Gene Ontology annotation, cellular component: cytoplasmic stress granule. The transcript has a single exon. Gene Ontology annotation, molecular function: translation initiation factor activity; RNA helicase activity; ATP binding. NCBI's taxonomy places the organism in Eukaryota, Fungi, Ascomycota, Saccharomycetes, Saccharomycetales, Saccharomycetaceae. The coding region runs from base 1 to 1467 and encodes 488 amino acids. The record is from RefSeq and is a predicted model, not a curated record.
AUGUCUCAACCAGGAAAGAAGGAUGCAGCAGAUCUGCUAGCAUCAUUGAAGAUCGAUGACGCUAAGAAAGAAAUAAAACCAUCGACAAACACCACUGAAAACGUUUCUGAAAAGAAGGAAGACAAAAAGGAAGACAAGAAAGAAGACGUGAAGCCACCAGUGAAAGAUGAAAAAAGCGAAAAGAAGACCGAUAGCAAGACAGAAGAUGAAUCACCAUUAGUGAAAUCUGAAUAUGAGGUCAAAGUUAAACUUGUGGAUUUACAAGCCGACCCAAACUCCCCAUUAUAUAGUGCCAAAUCCUUCGAUGAAUUAGGAUUAACCCCCGACUUAUUAAAGGGUGUCUAUGCAAUGAAGUUUCAAAAACCAUCCAAGAUUCAAGAAAAGGCCUUGCCAUUGUUAUUGAGUGAUCCACCAAGAAACAUGAUUGCUCAAUCUCAAUCCGGUACAGGUAAGACGGGUGCUUUUUCAUUGACCAUGCUAUCUAGAGUUGACCCUUCAAUCAAUGCACCACAGGCCAUCUGUCUUGCACCAUCCCGUGAAUUAGCUAGACAAACAUUAGAGGUGAUCCAAGAAAUGGGCAAAUUUACUAAGAUUACUACUCAACUAAUCGUUCCGGACUCAUUUGAGAAAAAUCAACAAAUCAAUGCUAAUAUUAUUGUCGGGACUCCCGGUACUGUCUUAGAUCUAAUGCGCCGGAAAUUAAUGUUAUUGAAUAAUAUUAAAAUAUUUGUACUUGAUGAAGCUGAUAAUAUGUUAGAUAAACAAGGUCUUGGAGAUCAAUGUCUUCGUGUAAAGAAAUUCAUUCCAAAGAGUACUCAAUUAGUUUUAUUUAGUGCUACCUUUGCUGAUCGAGUUAGAAAUUAUGCUAAAAAAGUUGUUCCAGAGGCUAAUACGUUAGAAUUACAAAGAAAUGAAGUUAACGUUGAUGCUAUUAAACAAUUAUAUAUGGAUUGUAAAGGUGAUGAUCAUAAAUAUGAAGUCUUAUGUGAAUUAUAUGGGUUGUUAACUAUUGGUUCCUCAAUUAUAUUUGUUGCAACAAAGAAGACAGCCAACUUAUUAUAUGGGAAAUUAAAACAAGAAGGUCAUCAAGUAUCGAUUUUACAUGGUGAUUUACAAUCUCAAGAUAGAGAUAGAUUAAUUGAUGAUUUCCGUGAAGGUAGAUCUAAAGUAUUAAUUACCACAAAUGUGUUAGCUCGUGGUAUUGAUAUUCCAAGUGUUUCAAUGGUAGUCAAUUAUGAUCUACCUACCAUUGAGAAUGGACAAGCUGAUCCUGCUACAUAUAUUCAUCGUAUUGGUAGAACAGGUAGAUUUGGUAGAAAAGGUGUUGCGAUUUCAUUUAUAUCCGAUAAGAAAUCUUAUAAUGUGUUAUCACAAAUUCAACAAUAUUUCAAUCUUGAUAUGACACGUGUGCCGACCGAUGACUGGGAUGAAGUCGAAGAGAUUGUCAAGAAAGUAUUGAAGGAUUAA